Molecule: messenger RNA, 591 nt
Organism: Pipistrellus nathusii (Nathusius's pipistrelle)
Lineage: Eukaryota; Metazoa; Chordata; Mammalia; Chiroptera; Vespertilionidae
Source: the annotation of a GenBank genome assembly
AUGUCGCACUUUCUCUACUUGACUCCACAAAUCCUUCUGCCCUUUAGCCCUCUUACUUCUCAGGAGUUUGACCUGAUCAGACGCAAGGCUGGAGCAUCUUGGCAGAAGGAAACGAAAUGGUCAGAUUCUUCUCUGACAACCUACAAGGGCAGUUACCGAAGGAAAGAACUGGAUAAAUCCGAAAGCGGCCAAUUUUGUUCGGAAGCAGGAAAGCAGAGGCCUGAGUGUCGCCAGAUAUCACUGCCAAGGGCCUCUGCCUACGGUCCUAAACUCGGCAGGUAUGGUCCCCAAGACACUGCAGGUGGUAAAGAACUAUUCCCUCAGAUAACCAGUUCCUUUCAAAAGCCACUUGAUGUCAAGCACAGAGUGGCACACCAGAUUCUGUUUCGUGAUCUUUCUGCAGCACCUCCAAAUUCUGUGAGGACGAAAAAACCAGCACCAGAGAACCCGGUGAGGGCCCAUCAACAAAGGACAGCCUUCCUGCUGAGAUGUCCCCGGCAACCACGAAAUUCAUCCAGCAAGCCUGAUUCGUCCGAGGAUUCGGAUGCUGAUCAAUACUACGUUUACAGCCUGGGGGGACCCUUGUGGUAA